Molecule: messenger RNA, 1846 nt
Organism: Tripterygium wilfordii
Lineage: Eukaryota; Viridiplantae; Streptophyta; Magnoliopsida; Celastrales; Celastraceae
Product: B3 domain-containing transcription factor NGA1-like
Exons: 1
Coding region: 448-1500 (350 amino acids)
Molecular function (GO): DNA-binding transcription factor activity; DNA binding
Source: RefSeq, a predicted model, not a curated record
GGCACCUGUAAGAUUUCUACAUUCAAUCUCUCUCUCACUCUCUGUCUAUAUCUAGUUUUAUAUACAAACACUCUCAUUUCAAGAGCACUCAAAGCAAGCAAGAAGAAUUUGCAAUCUUUUUUGAAAACGUUUAUGGGGUGAGAGAUAUGGUAUGUUUUGAGUCUUCCUCGUUAAAGAACCACCAAAAAAGAGAGGCACCGACCGCAUCAUUGUAAUGAGAAGAAGUACUAUACCCUCUUCCUCCACCUCCUCUUCUGGGUCUCUAAUAAGAGAUCUGAUCAACCCUAGCUGGUUGAAUUAGUUAGUGUUUGAGAGACCCCAAUUAAAAUGGAAGCAAUCCCACUUUUUGUUUCUUUUAAUCUCUAUAUAUAGGAACAUACCCAAUCAAAGUAUUGCUUUUUAUGUGAUUUUCUUUCUUUCUUUCUUUCUAGAUCCAGUAACAAAAUCAUGGAUUUUGUUGAAGAAGAAGAACAAAUGGGUACUAUUAGUAAAGGUAAGCUCAUGAUUCCUCCUAAUUCCUUGUACCCCUCCUCCUCCUCCUCAUCUCCUUCUUUCAAUUCCCAAAUGGGUUCUUGGUUAGCAAACAAGUAUGACCCAGAAGAGGAUCUUAUCAUGAUGUCUCCACCCCAAACCUACUCCGUUGACAUGCCUAAUCUCAUAGAGGUCUCACCACCACUACAUCAACAACAACAAGAGGUAGUAGUGAUUGAGAAGGAACACAUGUUUGACAAAGUUGUGACUCCCAGCGAUGUAGGGAAGUUAAAUCGGCUAGUAAUCCCCAAACAACACGCGGAGAAGUACUUCCCGCUCGAUUCCACAACCAACGAGAAGGGGCUUUUGUUGAAUUUCGAGGACCGGAACGGGAAGCCUUGGAGAUUCAGGUACUCGUACUGGAAUAGCAGCCAGAGCUACGUUAUGACCAAAGGUUGGAGCCGCUUUGUCAAGGAGAAGAAGCUCGACCCCGGUGACAUUGUCUCCUUCCACCGCGGUGUUGGCGAAUUAGGUAAAGAUCACUUGUACAUCGACUGGCGACGCCGCCCUGAUAUACGAGAAACUCAUCCCCACCACCACUCCAACUACCAAAUCCCUCAUUUUCGAUCAAUUCCUUGGAGUCCGUUGCUGAUGCGCCCUCCUCCUCAUCCUCAUCAGCUGCUGCCACCUACUCCCCACCAGGACCACCACCACCACAACCACCUGUAUCGAAAUCAGUACUACUCCAGUGGUAGUGGUGGUGGUGGAUAUGGGUAUAGUUACGGAUAUAGCCCUGGAGGGGUUUACAUGAGAUCUGGAGGAGUAGGAGGGACAGAAGCAGAGGGUGGAACGAUGAGAAUGCAAUGGGGGGAUCAUGAUCAUCAGCACAUGCAUCAUGUGGCGGAGCCAAUGGUUUACGAGUCGGUACCGGUGGUCCAAGGGAAAGUGGCUGCCAAGAGGCUAAGGCUGUUUGGUGUUAACAUGGAUUGCCCGGUUUCGGAGACUACCACCAGCGACGAAGAGUCAUGACAUCUUGUCUUGUCAUGGACUUCAAUAUCUCAUGCUGCGGCGCCUCCAAUGUCUACAACUCAGGUUCUACACUGGUACACCACUACAAGCACGCGGCCGCCGCCAUGACUAGUUCUAAUACUACUGGUCCUAUUGAAUUAAUUUAUCAACAAAGGGUGUGCAUGCCUCUUCUGGUUCCUUCAAUUUGGAUAUCUAGAGCUACCCCAAAUGUGUAUACUAUCUUAUAGCUUAAAAUAUUAUAUGUUACAUAUAGAAACAAGUUUGCGGUACCAAUUGUGAGUGACUGGUAUAUGAUUGAGUGAUCUCUGAGGCAGCAAUUGAAGUUUCUUUUGAAUCCAUCUGCUUU